UAGCGGUACUUAUUGCUAUGGCCAAUCAGAUCCAGUGAGUAGAAUGAUAGGCGGGGUAUAUAUUUUGAAGUAGCGAAUCAUAACAUUAGGGGUCCUCACCGAAAGACGAAUUAAAUACAUACGGUGAUAAAUAUAAGCAUAAAUAUAUGUAUUCUUCAACUCCCAAUUCAACAUGAGGUAAUUUCAAGCGCUAGUUAAUUAUAAAGUGAUUUUUAUUAGCGGUGCUGUGAGACACAGUGCGCCCUUUUUAAUAUGAUUUAUAAUCAGGCAGCUUAGUGGACUACUAAUGAGGAUUGUUUGUAUGCUGCUGUGGACAAAAUGAAACACAACAUCUGUUGUUACUGCGCGACACACUUUAAUAUGUAAAGUACGUUGUGACAGUGCCAUGAAAAUGGCAGUAUUACCGCAGUUUAAUGGUCUUAUAUGUUACAUUGAUUCUAUAUUUGGUCUUUUUGUUUAUGUCUACACAAACGCAUUUGUCUGAUAGUAACACUGAGCCUUUGACCGUUUGACCAGCAGCUGAAGUGUGAAGCUGCAGUUAGUUUCCUCUACAAUGGUAGUAGAGGAGGAGAGCUUCUAUGGUGUGUAUAUGCUGUAUUGCAUCAACCCCAAAUUUAAAGGACGAAUCUACAUCGGCUUCACAGUGAACCCUGAACGCAGGAUCGGACAACACAAUGCUGGAAGACACCGCGGAGGAGCCAAGAGGACCAGCGGUAGAGGACCCUGGGAGAUGGUCCUCAUUAUACAUGGCUUUCCCUCUGAUAUUGCAGCUCUGAGGUUUGAAUGGGCCUGGCAGCAUCCUCACUCCUCCAGACGUCUCUCCCACGUCUCUCGACGCUCCAGAAAAGAGUCUAGCCUGCAGUUCCACUGGCGUGUUGUCUCCAAUAUGCUGCGGGUGGCGCCGUGGAACAGGCUGCCACUGACGGCCCGCUGGCUCAAGCAGGAAUACAGGAUGGACUUUGAGCCCAGCCUGCAGCCUCCACUGCACAUCCCUAUCGCUUUUGGGAGUGUGAGAGCUAAGAAGAAGCUGCCAGUGCAGUCUGCAGGGGAGGAGGAGGAGGAGGAGGAGACAUCCAGGUGCUUCCUCUGUAGAGGGCUGGUCAAGCUGUCAGACAAGCUGAGCUGUUUCCACCCGUCCUGUGGGAUGAGCAGUCAUGUGAUCUGCCUCGCUAAGCAUUUCCUGAAGUCAGAGCCGUCCCACCUCCUUCCUGUGGAGGGCCGCUGUCCGGCCUGUCAUCGCUCAGUGCUGUGGGGGAGUCUCAUCCGCCAUAAACAAGGCUGCUUGGGAGACCUGGAGGAGUUCACGCCGUCUGCAUCUCAAAGCCACUGGGCAGAUGAAUUGCAGAUGUGAUGGAAUGAACUUAUUACUUCCUUCUUAAUGAACUGUGGUGCCACAUGAGGCUGUCAUAGAGAAUUAUGUGCAGAUUGUGUGUCAUGCCAUUUCAAACUGAACAGUAGCUCAAUAUCUCUACUGUAAUCACUAUUAUAUUUUUAUACUAUCUGAUCAUGAAGUAUCUUUUUUUAAAUGAUAUUGGCAUAUGUGUUGAAUGUAUUAAUAUUUAUGGGGAAAAUACUUUUUAAUGCAGUUUGUGACAAAUAAAACAAGAAUGUUUUGGACUGUGUUUGAAGUGUAUUUAUCUGUUA
Scomber japonicus (chub mackerel) is the source of this 1644-nucleotide messenger RNA. RefSeq names its product SLX1 homolog B, structure-specific endonuclease subunit (gene slx1b). The transcript is spliced from 5 exons. Gene Ontology annotation, cellular component: Slx1-Slx4 complex. The record is from RefSeq and is a predicted model, not a curated record. NCBI's taxonomy places the organism in Eukaryota, Metazoa, Chordata, Actinopteri, Scombriformes, Scombridae. Gene Ontology annotation, molecular function: crossover junction DNA endonuclease activity; 5'-flap endonuclease activity. Bases 554 to 1351 code for a protein of 265 amino acids. Gene Ontology annotation, biological process: double-strand break repair via homologous recombination.